Molecule: messenger RNA, 1191 nt
Organism: Colletotrichum spaethianum
Lineage: Eukaryota; Fungi; Ascomycota; Sordariomycetes; Glomerellales; Glomerellaceae
Product: protein disulfide-isomerase
Exons: 4
Coding region: 1-1191 (396 amino acids)
Source: RefSeq, a predicted model, not a curated record
AUGGUUUUUACUGUUCUUGUUCGUCUGGGCUUCUGGGUGCCACUGGUCGCUGGCGUGGCCUAUCAGGAGCAAGCGCCGCUUAGCGCGGAGACUACUGUCCUCGGGACUGAGGAGAUGAGGCUGAUUGCCUGUGUCAAACAUUCGGAGGACAAGUCGAAAACAUUGGAGGCGGAGUGGAAAGCAGCGCAUUCCUCGACUGAGUUCCCCAUGAGCUGGGUCGACGACCUAACCGAGGAGCCCUGCGCAGGCCUGCCAGCAGAUGCGUACCCGUCCAUCAGACUCCUCCGUAGUGGCCAGCCGUCAGUGGGGUACCUUGGGCCGCAGACCAGCGACGAGAUACUGCGCUUCAUCAACCGCGCCAAGCGCUCCUCCCAAGUGCCUGUUACGGUGUCGGCCGAAGCUGUUGAUUCAUUCAAGGGCGUGGACAACUUUGUCUGCAUCGGACGCUUCCCGUCAGCGGCAGCAGACCGUCAGGCCUUCGAAGCCGUGGCGAAGAAGUACUGGACCGAGUUCACCUUUGGCGUCGUUGAUAGCCCGGGCGCUGCAGAAGCAGAAGUCGUCUGCCACAAACGCGACGACGAGAGCGUCCAUACCCGGUCCUCUGGCGACGGACUAGAAACAUGGGUCGUUGAGGCCUCGAGACCCGUCAUCGCGGAGCUUACGCGCUUGAACCACCAACGCUUCCUCGACGUAAGCUGGCCCCUCGUCCAAAACUUGACAAGCAUCGAGCAAACUGACCACGACGUCCAGCGCGGCUGGCCAAUGGUCUACAUCUUUUCCCCAUCACCCCAAACCCGCGCCUCCAUCCGCGCCGAACUCCACGCCUUUGCAAAGAAGCAGUACUCGUCCCUGACAGCUGUGACCGUCGACCCGGCCUACUUCCCCGACCUCCUGGCCAAGCUAGGCCUCAACCCGUCGGGAAACGACUACCCCGUGGGGGCGGUGCACCAGCUCUCGAAGGGGCGGGUUUACCCCUACCCCAAGGGCAGAGAUUUCACGCCGCGCGAGCUGCAGGAUUGGGGCCUGGAUGUGUGGCAGGGACGGAUCAAGCCGUGGACGCCGCCCGGCCAGGAGCCGGCCGAGGACGUCGGGAGCGGCAACGUGCGGAUCGUGGGGUCGCACAACCUCAAGGUCAAGAACAUUCCAGGAUUGAAGAUUAAGAUUGGAGGACGGGAACGGGACGAGCUUUAA